Molecule: messenger RNA, 2260 nt
Organism: Stegastes partitus (bicolor damselfish)
Lineage: Eukaryota; Metazoa; Chordata; Actinopteri; Pomacentridae
Gene: abcf3
Product: ATP-binding cassette, sub-family F (GCN20), member 3
Exons: 19
Coding region: 17-1870 (617 amino acids)
Molecular function (GO): ATP binding; ATP hydrolysis activity
Source: RefSeq, a predicted model, not a curated record
UCCAGGGCCGGGUAUCAUGGCGACGUACGUGGACAUUCUGAAGAGCGAGUUUCCUGAGAUCGACUCGGAGCUUUUCGACUACAUCACAGGGGUUUUGGACAGCGGAGCAGAUUUCGAGGAUGGCGAGGAGGUCUACGACGCCAUCGGCGGAGUCCUGCAGGACGUGUCGGCUGACAGUAAGAACGAGGACGACAUCAGAGACAUCUGCCUCCAGAUGUUCAACACCCUCAAACUGAACCACCAUCACGGCUCUCAGAAGCAGAUGAUAGUUACUGAUCCGUGUGUUUCCUCCUCUUCAGUUUGUGCAGCCAAAGAUGUUCAAGGCAUCUGGAUGAUGAAACGUCCUCAGAACACAACGGUCGACGCCAAGAAGUUGGAAAAAGCUGAAGCGAAGCUGAAAGCCAAACAUGAACGCAGGAACGAGAAGGACUCCCAGAAAGCCUCCAGUCCACUAGUCCUGGAGGAGGCAUCGGCCAGCCAGGCGAGCAGUAAGAAGGACAACCGAGUCGACCAAUCAGGGAAGAACCGCAGCUACGACAUCCGCAUCGAGAACUUUGACGUUUCGUUUGGAGAAAGGUGUCUGCUGCAGGGGGCGGAGCUUUCUCUGGCGUCGGGCCGGCGGUACGGCCUGAUCGGCCGUAACGGUCUGGGGAAGACGACGCUGCUGAAGAUGCUGGCCAGUCGAAACCUUCGCGUGCCGGGACACAUCUCCAUCCUGCACGUGGAACAGGAAGUAGCCGGAGACGAUACGGCGGCGCUGCAGAGCGUCCUGCAGAGCGACACGCAGCGAGAGGAGCUGCUGCACGAGGAGAAGACGCUGAACGCUCGCAUCGCCAACGGAACUGCUGACGGGAUGGAGAGCGUCCGGCUGUCGGAGAUCUACGUCAAACUGGAGGAGAUCGAAGCCGACAAAGCCCCGGCCCGAGCCUCCGUCAUCCUGGCCGGUCUCGGGUUUUCUCCCAAAAUGCAGCAGCAAACCACCAAGGAGUUCUCCGGAGGAUGGAGGAUGAGGUUGGCGCUGGCGAGGGCUCUGUUCGCUCGACAGUACAUACAGGUUUUCAUCGACAGAUUUCGGUACAACGCUAACAGAGCAGCUCAGGUCCAGAGUAAACUCAAACUGCUGGAGAGGCUACCUGAGCUGAAGCCCAUUGAAAAAGAAACUGAGGUCACUUUAAGGUUUCCAGAUAACUUUGAGAAGCUGUCGCCUCCCAUCCUGCAGCUGGAUGAAGUCGAGUUUUACUACAGUCCAGACCAGCGGCUCUUCUCUGGACUCAACCUGUCAGCUGACCUUGAGUCUCGGAUCUGCAUCGUCGGUGAAAACGGCGCCGGUAAAACCACCGUCCUCAAACUGCUGAUGGGCGAGUUGACGCCAGUGGGCGGAGUCAGACAAGCUCACAGGAACUUGAAGAUCGGUUACUUCAGUCAGCACCACGUCGAUCAGCUGGACCUGAACGUUUGCUCUGUGGAGCUGCUGCUCAACAAGUUCCCUGGUCGGACUGAGGAGGAGUAUCGCCACCAGCUGGGCGGUUACGGUAUCACUGGAGAGCUGGCCACGAGGCCGGUGGCCAGUCUGUCGGGAGGACAGAAGAGCCGCGUGGCCUUCGCACAGAUGACCAUGCCAUGUCCAAACUUCUACAUCCUGGACGAGCCGACCAACCACCUGGACAUGGAGACCAUCGAGGCUCUGGCUAAAGCCCUCAACAAGUUCAGAGGCGGAGUCAUCCUAGUUUCCCACGACGAGCGUCUGAUCCGGUUGGUGUGUAAGGAGCUGUGGGUUUGUGAAAACGGGAAAGUCGGGCGCAUCGACGGCGGCUUCGACGAGUACCGAGACAUCCUGCACGAGCAGUUCAGGAAGGAGGGUUACCUGUGAGGCCCCGCCCACCUUCUGACUGACCACACCCACCAGUAACAUCCCCCCCUGCCCCCCUCUCCAUAAUAAUCCCUGUCGCAGCAGCCAAUCAGCUGUCAGAGCGGACUGGAGGACGUUUUCUUCUCUGAACUGUCUCACCUGCUGCUCAGGUGAUCUGCUGCGAGCUGAUUGGUUGUUGUUAGUCACCUGGUGAGGUCACGGUGAACUCUGGAGGAGGAGUCAUGAAUCAUGAACGACUCAGAGUUAAUUUAAGCCGCCGUCAGUUUUGUCAUCUCAUCACAGCCGAUUCUGUUUUAUAUCAUCAGACUUUUAUUGAGUUUUAAAGGAGCAGACAUCAAACAUUAUAUUUACAUCCAGAGAAAAACAAAUAAAUAAAAACAUCAGAUCGUG